AUGAAGGUGCGGCAGCGCCUUGUGCUCGCCAUCGCGCUCUCGCUCGCCUUCAUGCUCGUCGAAGUUGUCGGAGGGAUUCUGUCCAACAGUCUCGCCGUGCUCACGGAUGCGGCGCAUCUCCUCUCCGACAUCGCCAGCUUCGCGAUAAGUCUGUUUGCGCUGUGGAUGGCGGGGUGGGAGGCGACGCCGCGGCACACGUUCGGGUACCACCGCAUGGAGAUCCUGGGCGCGCUCGUGUCGAUGCAGCUCAUCUGGAUGAUCACCGGCAUCCUGCUCUAUGAGGCCGUCUCCAGGCUGAUAUCGCAGACGGAGUCAGUGGACGGGCGCCUCAUGUUCAUCACGUCGGCUUUCGGCGUGGAUGCAGGCGAUGCCAUAGUGACCCUCCACCACAGCGCCAACCACUCGUCCCAGCAUCAACAUCAGCACUCCGCGUCUAGUCCUGCAGAGGCAGAGCCAGCUCGGGCGCGCAACAUAAACCUGGAGGGGGCGUACCUGCAUGUGCUGGGGGACCUGUUGCAGAGCAUAGGGGUCAUGGUGGGGGGGGCUGUCAUCUGGUACAACCCCGAGUGGUACGUGCUGCCCUCCUCGCACUGCCACCGUCUGAACCUCGUGGGACGGGCUGUCUGUCAUUUGCUUCUGAAGAUAGUGGAUUUGAUCUGCACGCUGCUCUUCUCCAUCCUCGUGCUCGUGACCACGUACCGCAUGCUGCGUGAUGUCAUCGACGUGCUCAUGGAGUCAACGCCACGCGGCAUCAACGCCUCAGAGGUGGAGGCGGGGCUGAAGACGCUACCAGGGGUGGAGGAUGUGCAUGAGCUGCACAUUUGGGCACUCACACUAGGCAAAGUCAUGCUGGCGUGCCACGUGCGCAUCGAUGCACACAGCAACCCAGAGGACGUGCUCAACUCCGUGCUGCGCUUCUGUGAGCGCACAUACCGCAUCAGCCAUGCCACCGUGCAGGUGGAGCGCAGCAGGGUGCCUGCGCUGCAGGGCUCGCAGUCCGCUCCCGAUAUAGUGUCGUCCCCACGCGGUGCUGCUGAUGCACCUCUUGACCCGCUUCCAGCCUCGAGCGGUGUUCCAUCUGCUGUUUCGUAG
Messenger RNA from Closterium sp. NIES-65, 1092 nucleotides. Lineage: Eukaryota; Viridiplantae; Streptophyta; Zygnematophyceae; Desmidiales; Closteriaceae. The record is from the annotation of a GenBank genome assembly.